AUGCAGGCUCCUCCGCAGCCAGGGCAGAUGCCCUCACCCGAGCAGAUCGCUGCCAUGCAACGGCAACUUGCCAUCGAUGCCCAGAAGGCCGGCAUGAGCGUUCCCCAGUUCAUCGAGCACUUGAAGAAGCAAGCCAUGGAGCAGCAACAGAUGCGCAUGCAGCAGAUGCAACAACAACAGGCGGCGCAACAGGGACGUCCUGGGGGCCCGCCUGGCCAGCCCCAGCAGGGACAACCACAACCUAUCCAGCCUGGUCCUCCUAAUCCCGUUGCGUUGGCAGUCGCGCAGUUCUUGCGAGGUCAGAAUCUCAAGCCACGCACUGUCAUUCUCAAUGGAGAGCGCAAAGACAUGUUCAGAGUGAAACGUGCGCUACGAGCACUCGAGUCACCCGAUUACGCAAAAGCCCGCAAGAAGAACCCUGCCCUACCAGAAAUCACCGACCGGGCGUCUCUCGAAAACACAUUCAAGCUCCUCCCCCUUUCCAUGCUUGCCCUACGGGUGAAGAAGGUCGAUCCCCACGAGGGCCAUGACCACGCUCCUCCCAAGAAGGGGAAGCGUGUGAAGGGCCAGUGGACCGUUCGAAUCGAACCGCAACAGGAUGCCCAGGAUGACAUGUAUUACGUGUGGCUCUGGGAGGGUAGCCAGGUCAUGCGCAAGGUUUACGCUGCCCUGGCUCUUGUAGUUAUCUUCGCCAUUGUCCUAUACCCGCUCUGGCCCCUGAAGAUGCGGCAGGGCGUCUACUACCUCAGCUGGGGCUUCCUGAUACUUCUUGGACUGUUCUUCCUCAUGGCCAUCUUCCGUGUCAUUCUCUUCUGCAUCACUUACUUCGUCACUCCCCCUGGACUUUGGCUCUUCCCGAAUCUAUGGGAGGAUGUGUCUUUUGUCGAUUCAUUCAAACCCGUGUGGGCGUGGCAUGAGGUAAUUCGCGGCUCCAUUCUGAGACAGAUGCUCGAGUAUAGCUAA
Messenger RNA from Phaeoacremonium minimum UCRPA7, 963 nucleotides. RefSeq names its product putative translocation protein sec62 protein. The record is from RefSeq and is a predicted model, not a curated record. Lineage: Eukaryota; Fungi; Ascomycota; Sordariomycetes; Togniniales; Togniniaceae. The transcript is spliced from 2 exons. Gene Ontology annotation, cellular component: endoplasmic reticulum membrane; endoplasmic reticulum. Gene Ontology annotation, biological process: post-translational protein targeting to membrane, translocation. The coding region runs from base 1 to 963 and encodes 320 amino acids.